GUGUUGCCGUAAAGCUGUGUGGUUAAUCAGCUGACUGGACAGACUGCAGAAGGGAAUAAACACGGCUGAAUAUAGCCGCCUAUAUUGGACUUUCUCAAGAAUUUUAUCCAAGAGGCUUCAAGUACAGGACAUGUUCCUGUAGUAUUUAUCACUUAGAGAACAUGGCAGGAAACAGCCUGGUGUUACCCAUAGUCCUCUGGGGCCGCCAUGCCCCCACCCACUGCAUAUCCAGCCUCCUGGUGAUGGAUGAUCUGAGCACAAUUAUCACUGGGUGUCACGAUGGGCAGAUUUGCCUGUGGGAUAUGACAUCUGACCUAGAGAUAAAUCCCCGGGCCCUGCUCUUUGGCCACACUGCUUCCAUCACGUGUUUGUCCAAGGCCAGCGCAGGGAACGAGAAGCAGUACAUCGUAAGUGCAUCAGAGAGCGGGGAGAUGUGUUUAUGGGAUGUCUGUGAUGGACGAUGCAUUGAGUAUACUAAGCUGGCGUGUGCCCACACAGGCAUACAGUUUUACCAGUUUACCAUCGGAACGCAGCGCGAGGGGCGGCUUCUGUGCCACGGCCAUUACCCAGAAAUCCUCGUGAUGGAUGCCACCAGCCUGGAGGUGCUGUACACUCUGGUGUCCAAGAUCUCCCCCGACUGGAUCAGCUCCAUGAGCAUUAUCCGCUCGCACCGCACCCAAGAGGACACCGUAGUUGCAGUGUCAGUCACUGGGAUUUUAAAAGUGUGGAUUAUCACUGCUGAUGUCAGCAAGAUGCAGGACACAGAUCCGGUCUUCGAGGAGGAGUCCAAGCCCAUUUACUGCCAGGGCUGCCACAGCGUCUCCUUCUGCACUUUCACUCAGCUUUCCCUGCUGGUUGUUUGCUCCAAGUACUGGAGGGUGUUUGAUGCUGGUGACUACUCCCUACUCUGCUCUGUGUCCAGUGAAAAUGAUCAGGCCUGGACCGGGGGGGAUUUCAUUGCCGCUGACAAAGUCAUCAUCUGGACUGAAGAUGGAUGCAGCUACAUCUACCAACUUCCAGCCAGCUGCCUCCCGGCCAGCAAGCAUUUCCGGAGCGAUGUCGGGAAGACUGCUGAGAGCACCAUCCCCCCAGUGGUGUACAGCAUAGCCGACCGUGCGGACAAACAGUUGCUUAUCUGCCCCCCGGUGACCCGCUUCUUCUACGGCCGACGGGAGCCAUUCCACAAGCUGCUGGUGCAGGGUGACUCGACGGGGCGCCUGUCUAUGUGGAGCGUCCCCGAUACCUCCCCUCUGCAGCCGCUCUCCACCGCAGCUGAACUUCAGGUGUCCUCCAGCAUCAGCCUCCAGGAGGCCUUCGACAAGCUGGCCCCCAUCCCCGCCGGCAUCAUCGACCAGCUGAGCGUGCUGCCCGGCUCGGAGGAGCCCAUCAAGGUGACGGCCAGCGUGUACAUCCCAUCGCAGGGCCGGCUGGUGUGCGGCCGCGAGGACGGCAGCAUCGUGCUGGUGCCCGCCACGCAGACCGCCAUCGUACAGCUGCUGCAGGGGGAGCACAUGCUGCGCAGAGGCUGGCCGCCACAUCGCACUCUCCGAGGACAUCGCAACAAGGUCACGUGCUUGCUGUAUCCGCACCAGGUGUCCCCCCGCUAUGACCAGCGCUCGUUGGUAUCUGGUGGCGUGGACUUUUCCGUCAUCGUGUGGGACAUCUUCAGUGGGGAGAUGAAGCACAUCUUCUGUGUCCACGGAGGAGAGAUCACGCAGCUCCUGGUCCCUCCCGAAAACUGCAGCGCACGUGUGCAGAACUGCGUGUGCUCCGUGGGCAGCGACCACUCCGUGGGACUCCUGAGCCUGCGGGAGAGGAAGUGCAUCAUGCUGGCGUCCCGCCACCUCUUCCCCAUCCAGGUCAUUAAGUGGCGUCCCUGCGACGACUACCUCGUGGUGGGCUGCACGGACGGCUCCGUCUAUGUCUGGCAGAUGGACACAGGAGCGCUGGACCGCUGCGUGAUGGGCAUCACAGCGGUGGAGAUCCUGAACGCCUGCGAUGAGGCCGUCCCGGCCGCCAUGGACUCGCUCAGCCACCCCGCGGUCAAUCUGAAGCAGGCCAUGACCCGCCGCAGCCUGGCGGCCCUGAAGAACAUGGCCCAGCACAAGCUGCAGACCCUGGCGACCAACCUCCUGGCUUCCGACAACGCGGACAAGGGAAAUCAGGCGAAGUACUCCCACAAUGCCCUGGUGGUGCAGGCCAUGAAGACAAACGUGAUUGACCCCGACAUGCACGUGCUCUUCUUCGACGUGGAGGCUGUGAUAAUCCAACUGCUGACGGAGGAGGCUCAGAGGCCGGCUUCGGUCAUGGUGUCCCCGGAGACUCUGCAGAAGGCCCAGGCCGGCGCCGACAAGGCCGGCUCCUUCCUGGCCAACAAGAUCUUCAAGCAGGUCAAGGAGACCAUCAAGGAGAACAUCAAGGAGCACCUGCUGGAUGAAGAUGAAGAGGAGGAAGAGGAGUUGCGGCGGCGGGAGGAGAAGUCGAAGUCUCUGAGCCUGCUGGAGUAUAACCUGACCAUGGACACAGCCAAGCUCUUCAUGUCCUGUCUGCAUGCUUGGGGGCUGAAUAUGCAGCUGGAUGAGGUGUGUCUGAGUCGCCUGGGGAUGCUGAAGCCUCACUGCCCCAUAUCCUUCGGCCUGCUCUCCCGCGGCGGCCACAUGUCCCUCAUGCUCCCAACGUUCAAGGAGUCACUGCUCCGCACUAUGGCUGUGGGCCGCAAGAUGUCCGUGUCGGAGAUCGUGGGCAAGGGCACGUACGGCGUCUCCCGGGCAGUCACCACUCAGCACCUGCUGUCCGUCAUCUCCUUAGCAAAUACGCUGAUGGGCAUGACCAACGCCACGUUUGUGGGAGAGCACAUGAAGAAGGCCCCAGCCAGGCCUCCGAGACCUGGUGCCCCUGACUCUCUCAAAAAGCAGCAAUCCCAGCUUUCCAGUCCGGGUAUGCAAGCCCAGAUAAAGCAAGCUGCUGCCGCUGUUGCUGCUGCCGCUACCGUCACUCCUACAGCUGGCUCAGGGCUUGUCCCCUCGGGCCCUGCUUUCCAUACUUGUCCCUCAGUCAAUGAAGGUUGGAGCCAGCUGGCCGCGAUGCACUGCGUGAUGCUGCCAGACCUCCUGGGCCUGGACAAAUUCUGCCCUCCGCUCCUUGAAAUGUUGGCCCGCCGGUGGCAAGACCGAUGCCUUGAGGUCAGGGAGGCCGCACAGGCCCUGCUGCUUGCGGAGCUGCGGAGGAUCGGUCAGUCAGGCAGGAAGGACACGAUUGACCUGUGGGCUCCGUAUUUGCCGCAGUACGUCGACAGCGCCAGCUCCCCAGGAACAUCUACGGAAAAUGUCCAAGCCCCGCCUCCACCAGCUGAGCCCCAGUCUGUGGAAGUGAAGGCUCCAGAGGAGGAGCUGGAUGCCACUGAUGAUGACCUCACUACUGGCUGCCUCAGCAACCUGCCACCAAACGCAAAGAAGAUUUCCAACUCAUAUGAAGAGCGACGCAAACAGGCCACAGCCAUCGUCCUACUUGGAGUCAUCGGUGCCGAGUUCGGGGCGGAAAUCGAGCCCCCUAAACUCCUGUCUAGGGCCCGUACCACUACCCAGGCUCCUGACGGGUUCGGCCUGACCACCGGGGGGUCCAAUUACUCUCUCGCCAGGCAUACAUGCAAAGCUCUAACAUUCCUGCUGCUGCAGCCCCCCAGCCCCAAGCUGCCUCCCUACAGCACCAUCCGCCGCACAGCCAUAGACUUGAUCGGCCGCGGUUUCACGGUGUGGGAACCAUACAUGGACGUGUCUGCGGUGCUCAUGGGCCUCCUGGAGCUGUGCGCCGACGCGGAGAAGCAGCUGUCCAACAUCACAAUGGGCCUGCCCCUCAGUCCUGCCGCCGAUUCGGCACGCUCCGCCCGCCACGCUCUCUCACUCAUCGCCACCGCAAGACCACCAGCUUUCAUAACAACCAUCGCCAGGGAGGUCCACAGGCACACAGCCCUGCAGGCCAACACUCAGUCCCAGCAGAAUGUCCACACCACCACGCUGGCACGAGGCAAGACCGAGAUCCUGCGCGUCCUGGAUAUUCUCAUUGAGAAGAUGCCCACGGACAUCGUGGACCUUUUGGUGGAGGUAAUGGAUAUUAUCAUGUAUUGCAUCGAAGGAUCUCUUGUCAAGAAGAAAGGUCUGCAGGAAUGCUUCCCCGCCAUUUGUCGGUUCUACAUGGUGGGUUACUGUGACCGCAGUCACAGAAUUGCAGUGGGGGCGCGGCAGGGAUCGGUGGCUCUCUAUGACGUCCGCACGGGAAAGUGUCAGACUAUCGCUGGACACAAGGGACCCAUCACAGCCGUGUCAUUUGCUCCUGAUGGCCGCUACCUGGCCACCUACUCCAAUGCAGACAGUCACAUCUCUUUUUGGCAGAUGAACACCUCUUUGUUAGGCAGCAUUGGUAUGCUCAAUUCUGCCCCCCAGCUUCGUUGUAUCAAGACGUAUCAGGUCCCACCAGUGCAGCCACCGUCGCCGGGCUCCCAGAAUGCCCUUAAGCUGGCCCGCCUCAUUUGGACCUCGAACCGCAACGUUAUCCUCAUGGCGCACGAUGGCAAGGAGCACCGCUUCAUGGUCUGAGUAGAGCUGAACCCCCCCCCUGGGAGGACGGUCGUCCCUCGUUGGGGCAAAAGUAAACGAAAGCUGUGCAUUUGCUGUUUACAUGUCUGUUCCCUUCGAUUGAUUCUCAGUUUGUUGUUAUUUAAUGAAAAGCAAAUUUCUGUGUAGUUCGUGUAAAAACCUGGAUUGCUAGUUUGCGUAUGACGUUAUCCCGUGUGUGAUUUUGAAGUCAACCAAUGGUGUGUGUUGUACCCUUUUAUAUGCUUGUGAGACAUGCUUUUAUUGGUCACCUGAAUUUACAGAAAUGAAGGAUGGGCCAAUUAAAACAAUUUCAGCUUGAUUUUCACCAACCCUGUGGAAGAAUUUGCUUGAAGAUACACAUGACUUUUCAUAGAUCUCAGGCUCUUGGCAGUGUUCCUGCAUCCCAUGCCAGUGCUAGUUCAGAAAAAAGUCCUCCAUAAGCCCUAGCACAAAAUCAUAUCAAAAUAAAAGUUGUUAUGGAUGCUUCCUUGUUAUUCUUUACUAUAUUUGUAUAGUUGCUUUUCAUUGGCUACAGAGUAAACUAUUGUAACUGGCAACAAGGUACUGUAAAUGUGUAAAUCACCAUCCUGACCUCGGAAAAGGCUACAUUUACUAAAACAAAUGGCUUGACAGGACUGAACAGAGAUAUUUAUGUCUACAUGUAGAUAAUAGGUUAGAGUAAAAUACAAAAUAUAUUUUAAAGAGUUGUUUCAUAUAUAAUUAUUUUUAUGGUUACACCGCUCUGACCACCUGGUCCAUCCAAAUUUACUUUUGAUGGGCAUUCAUGAAGUCUUGCUGUUUGCUGCUUAUUUGGCUAUUGGAUUUUAUAUUAAGACCUUUUUGCAGAUGGUAAUACAAACACCUCUACUGUUGCAAAAUGUCUGGUUUGUUAAACGAUUGUUUUGCCAUUGUCAGCUGACCAUGGUGGAUUCCAGCGAUUUCAUGUAAAUGGUUUCCCGUUUAGUGUCAUAAGGUCUGCGUAUAUCCAUGUUGCAGACUUGAGAUCUCCUAACUGAAGCAGACCAGGGAGGAAUUUGAACUCCUUGCCCCUCUUGAUCAAAUAGGGAGGGACUGCUUGUUUUGGCAGCCCAAGGACAAACAUUGCAUUCCCCAUUAACACCACUUAAGCUACGAGCUUUGGUUUACCUGCAUAAUUCCAGUCUGCAAAUACAUCUCUUUGAGCUCCAGAUACAUUCCCUGCUGCCUCCUCUCAGGCUGUAACAUCUCCACUGUUUGACUCAAAUCAGUAUUUUAACUGUGCUGUGGGGGUGAUACAAGGUCUAUGACCAGCUUUUGCAGUGUCCAAUGUUAAAUUGAAGAAAGGAUGUAAUUCUGCAGCCCACUGUCUGAUAAAUUCCUUCACACUUGGACUCGGCAGCUUCUCUGCAUUUACAUUCUUGAUUCGUUCAUUAUCACUCUAACUUUAACUUCCUGUAUAGGUCACUAUUCCUAAUAAAAUGCAAUCGCCUAUUUGUAUAGCCUCAUGAAUAUCCGCUAAUACCAGUACAAUGAAUUUCAGCUGUAGCCAUGGAUGGUGAUCUCUGCUGUACUUGAAAACUGUGUGUAACGCUCUGUAUAUCUGUGCCACCAUUAAAUUAAAAAAUAAUAUAUAUAUAUUGAAUAUAGCUGUGCUGUAAAAACUUAAGAAUUGUUGUGACUGUGUUCAAUAAAGAUAAGAUGUAAACCA
Messenger RNA from Paramormyrops kingsleyae, 6279 nucleotides. RefSeq names its product WD repeat domain 7 (gene wdr7). Lineage: Eukaryota; Metazoa; Chordata; Actinopteri; Osteoglossiformes; Mormyridae. Gene Ontology annotation, molecular function: protein binding. The record is from RefSeq and is a predicted model, not a curated record. Gene Ontology annotation, cellular component: cytoplasm.